Anneissia japonica is the source of this 3531-nucleotide messenger RNA. RefSeq names its product junctional adhesion molecule C-like. Gene Ontology annotation, molecular function: cell adhesion molecule binding; protein homodimerization activity; protein heterodimerization activity. Gene Ontology annotation, biological process: angiogenesis; leukocyte tethering or rolling. Gene Ontology annotation, cellular component: tight junction; cell surface; protein complex involved in cell adhesion. The record is from RefSeq and is a predicted model, not a curated record. The transcript has 8 exons. Bases 107 to 970 code for a protein of 287 amino acids. Lineage: Eukaryota; Metazoa; Echinodermata; Crinoidea; Comatulida; Comatulidae.
AAGAUUUUCACACACACAAUGAUUUUCCGUUUCCUCUGAAAGUCGAAAUCCCUGUUUUAUUUUUACGGUACGUAGGCCUAGCUUGGCUUUUUUCUACAUUAUUGAAAUGUUGUCGAAAAGGAAGUUCCACAUGAUGAUGCAGAGAGAUUUUAAUAUGAUGCCUAUGCUGAUGGUAAUGGUAUUUAUUGUACUAUGUUUAUGUUGUUUAUUAGCUGUGGAAGGGGUUGAACAACCUAUUAUAGUUCAUGAGGCUGGUGUAGCUGAAUUAUACUUCAACUAUAGAUAUAUAAACUCAACCGAACCACCUAUUUUGAGAUUUUCAAAAUUUGAAACCAAUGGCGAGUUAACUUACAUAGGUACAUACCAUAAUGGAAGUAGUAAUGUUGAAGAUAGGUUCAAAGCAAGGAUAGACUUACUUACUGGGAAGCUCAGGAUUAAUUCGACAAUGCGUGAAGAUUCUGGAUGUUAUGAAUGUGAAUUGCAGAUUUUACGUGAUCAGCUUUUCAUAAAAAAAACAGUUAAUCUCACUGUUUUAUAUUUGGACAUGCCAGUAAUCGUCUCACCGAAAAACGUUGUAGAGGGUGAUUUGUUGGAUAUUUUGUGCUACAGUGGUGCUGCUUAUCCUGAUCCAAUACUAACUCUUUUUAAGGGUCAACAGCUGAUACAUAAUAAGACUGGCACUAUAUUAAAUCAUACCAUCAGCAAAGCAACAAGGAAUGAUACUGGGGAUUACAUCUGUCGUGCAACUAAUGACGUGGGGAGCAAGGAUAGUUACUUAAUGAGAAUACAUAUCAAAUAUUCAAAUCAUUCAAAGGAAGAUAAGGAAGAUACACCCAGUAAUCAGCCUACAAGUAAAGCAAUAAAAUUAGGGAUAGGUGUGGGCAUACCAUCAUUUCUUCUUCUUCUGGUGAUUAUUGCAUUUAUUAGUGGGAAACAUGCCAACUUUACAGAACGCAACUUAACAAGUUAGUAAAAAUAAAUUUGUAACAUACUGUUUUUUUCUUUGUAGAGUCAAGAAAUUUCAGGUGAGAAAACUUUGAUUAAUUUCAUAACUAGAUAGAUAUUCAUUUAUUUUUUUUGCAUCUUAAUAAAUAAUGUAUUAUAACUACAAAUAGAGAUACUAUGUUCAAUAGAGCAUGACAACAGUAAUUUUUCAUGGUUUGACCCAAGAUGACCCCAGUGACCUUUGACCUCAAGCUGUGAACACCCCAUGUUUGGUUGGAGUCCAGUCAUUUGUCACUAGCAAUAUUUGAUAAUUUUCACCCUAAUGACCCCUGUGACAUUUGACUUUUGACCUUAAUUGACAUUAAGAGCAUAUUAAAACAUAAUAUUUACAAUGUCCUAAAGUAUCAUCUGUAAUGAAUUAGAGCUACAUCAAAAAAUAUGGAAAAGACUGACCUUUGACCCAUAGGAUGAAGAGUAUUUUUUUUCAUGUUUGGAAGGUCCUAAGGAUCAUUCCUGAUAAAUUUGAGCUCAAUUGGGAUAUUUUUUUGCAAAUUUGACCCCUAUGUGGAUCUGUACUGAUAGAUCUGAGAGCCAUUUGUAUCAUGAAAUUGUACAUUUUUUUUUCUCUUGGACCAAUUAGCAACAAGCUUGGUUUGUUCAAACCAAUCGAAAGCCUACUUAACGCAAACAACCGUGUUCCGUGCAUGACGUAAACGCAGCGUUGAAAAACUCACAAUUAUUUGUCUGGGCUCCAGACCGGAUCCGGGUUUGACUGUGCUAUGUUAUUUGUGAGAGAAGCAGUCUUAUACGAUAUUUGGUUUUUUAACCCUUGCAGCACUAUGAAGGGAUGGGGGACUACAGCCCUCCCCCUCCCAAUUAUUCGGGAAGAAAAUAAAAAUUCAAAAAAAAUAUUAUUAUUAUUAUAUGUAUUUUGUACUCUAAAAUUGAUUAAUUAAGCCUUUGAAACCCCUAAAUUGUCAUAUUUUCGGGGGCUACGUCCUAUGGACUACUUUUUUUUUUUUCUCGUUGGGGGACAUCAGCCCCAAAUGUUGACAGAAAGAAAGGAGAAUCUGCUCAGAAACAACCCAGUCAGCCUGCUGCUGACUGGGUAAGAAAAUAAUCAGUCUUAUGAUAAUGCAUCAUGCCAAUGAGCCUUAUUGUCUUCACAUACAGUGAAAUUAUUAUUAAAUAUUAUUUAAAAGGCUAUACAGUUGAAGUUAAUGGCAUUGAAAAAUUGUUUGUCAGCCAAGGGAGAAGGGGAGGAUAUAUUUCCAGACUAUCACUUACAUAAAGACACCAUCUGCCAAUCAGACUGACAGACCAAUCACUAAGUAUUUCAGUAUGGGGUGCCAUACGCCGCAAAAGUCCAUGUUAAAAUUAAAAUGUAAUUGCAAAAUUCAAUGUCUAAUUUAUCAAAACAUAGUGAAGACAAUAUGAAGCCUAGGUUAGGCCUAGCCUAUAAUGCCUAGCUUAGGGCUCCUGAUCGCGGUACCCUGACCAUUAGAGACGUACUGGGAAGCAUUGUUCACAUUAUUGGACUGCAGUGAAAAUUGAUUCCCCUAUCAUUAAUGCAACAGGCACAUGUCAUGCUUGGCUAGUUUUGAUUUACAUUUUGCAUGUCUAGUUGUAAAAUGUUAUUCAAACCAGUCAUGCUUGGCUGGUUUUUGAUUAAUGUUUUGGAACAGAAUUUGGAGAGGGCGUUUGAGACCUACGUUUUGAAUUUGAAUUACAUUUUAAUCAGAACUACAUUUUGGAAAAUUUGAACUACGUUUUGAAAAAUUAGAACUUCAUUUGGGAAACUACAGUAGACCAACAUUUUGAGAAAUUCACACCUAUGUUUUUAUAUAAUGGACAUUGAAUUUUGCAAUUGCAUUUUGAUUUUAACAUGGACUUUUGCUUUGUAUGGCACCACAUAAUUCAGGGCUGUCCCAUUAAUUAAACCUAUUGCCCAAAAGAGCUGUUACAACAAAGGGGGUAAUUUUGUUACAAUACUUUUUUUGGGGUUUUUUUUUCUAUUAACAUAAUUUCAGAUUAAAAGUCUUUUUUUAUGCUAGCCACAGCUUAAGCAAAUAUGACUUCAUGUGCAACUUACAACAUUUAAAUCACAGAGUGCGGCCCGACAGUGACUUUUUGCGCCCUACGAAAAUGAAGCAACAGUGGCUAUAAAACAUCUAAUUUUUUACGCCCCAACACCGAUUAUAUGUAAAAAGUAACAUUAAACUGAAAAUAAAGUGGUGUAAAAGCACUGCUGUUAGGUUUUUGGAAGCUCAAUGGAAACAUCAAAUUUUUGGGUGCACCCAUCAGUGUUAAAUCCAAAAUACACUUUGGCCCUCCGACCGAUUUUUAUGCCCACCCCUGAUUUAAAUAUUUAUUGCAAUCACAUUCAUACGUAUUUGAAUUUCAUUUUGAUGAAAUUCAAUAUUAUUCUUAUAUUAUAUUUCAGAAUAACCAAGGUGAUGAUGUUACAAGAACUCAAAAUACGGUUGAAAUGCAUCCAGUAUUACAAAAUGGGAUCCAAAACAAUGGUCGUUAAUAAAACAUUAUUAAGGAUAAGUGUUACAGGAUUUCAAUUUAUAUAUUAUUAUG